This is a messenger RNA of Emiliania huxleyi CCMP1516, 519 nucleotides long. RefSeq lists its product as hypothetical. The record is from RefSeq and is a predicted model, not a curated record. The transcript has a single exon. Gene Ontology annotation, cellular component: endoplasmic reticulum; Golgi apparatus. NCBI's taxonomy places the organism in Eukaryota, Haptophyta, Isochrysidales, Noelaerhabdaceae. Gene Ontology annotation, molecular function: protein-cysteine S-palmitoyltransferase activity. Gene Ontology annotation, biological process: peptidyl-L-cysteine S-palmitoylation; protein targeting to membrane. The annotation marks the transcript as partial.
AUGGACGAAAUCGAGCUCGCUCGGCUCGCGUCGGCACAGCCUGCCCAGCCACGACUCGAUUACGACCCUGCGCCCUGCGCCUGCGCGCCGUGCUCCGCGUAUCGGGCCUGCGUCUCGCCCAUGUUUCUCGUCGUGUGGGGCAUCGUCGCGGUCAACUACCUCCCCUACGUCGUCUGGUACCCGCUCCGCACCGCCUCGUGGUCCUGCUGCAUCGUCGUCUUCCACGCGCUCGUCGGCCUGCUGCUCGCCUCGUACCUGAUGACCGUCUUCACCGACCCGGGCACCGUCCCGCCCGAAUGGCAUCGCGCGGUCGCGGCCGACCGGAGGCUCGCCGCCGACCACCGCUACUGCACCAAGUCGGGCCUCUACCGCCCGCUGCGCAGCCACUACUGCUCCGUCACGCGCCGCGUCGUGCUCAACCUGGACCACUUUUGCCCGUGGGUCGUCAACGCCGUCGGCUUUUACAACCGCAAGUUCUUCGUGCUCUUCCUGCUCUACACCCUGCUCAGCUGCUCGUGG